AAUCCAAGCCUUUCCUCUCCACCAAAUAGUUAAAGCUUAACUAAUUGGGAGCUUGAAACCCUCUUUCUUUAAUUUCUUUCAUCCUGAGAUUUCAUAAUUACUAGUUGAAGAUGGCUAUUACUAGAGCCCCUCUUUCACUUCAUAGUGCUGCGUUUAGACUCUCAUUAUUUGCACUCUUCUUCUCCCUUCUUUUUGUGAUGACCUCUGCCCAGUUGUCUGCAAAUUUUUACAGUUCCAGUUGUCCGAGUGCUCUUUCCAUAAUCCAAGGGAUUGUGAACUCCACCGUGCAGAAUGAGACUCGGAUGGGAGCAUCCUUGCUUCGUCUCCAUUUCCAUGAUUGCUUCGUCAAUGGGUGUGACGCAUCGAUUUUAUUGGAUGACACGGCAAACUUCACCGGAGAGAAAACUGCCCCCGCAAAUAAUAACUCGGUGAGAGGGUUUGAUGUGAUAGACACCAUUAAAGCAGCUCUUGAGAAUACUUCAGCAUGUCCUGGGAUUGUCUCAUGUGCUGACAUUGUGGCUGUUGCUGCUCGAGACUCUGUGGUUGCGCUUAGGGGCCCUAGUUGGAAUGUUCUUCUAGGAAGAAGGGAUUCAACUAAUGCAAGUCUGGCAACGGCUAACACCGACAUUCCCGGACCAAAUUUCAAUCUCACCCAACUCAUCAACUCCUUCUCCAAGAAGGGCUUUAACACCACAGAAAUGGUUGCUCUCUCAGGAUCGCACACGAUUGGGCAAGCGAGGUGUACGACAUUCCGAGGCCGUAUCUACAACGACACCAAUAUAAACGCGACAUUUGCACAACCAUUGCGAGCAAACUGUGGUCAAAGCGGGGAUGACGACAAUCUGGCUCCGCUAGAUGAGACGACUCCGACAUCGUUCGACAAUAAUUACUAUGUGAACUUGCAGGGGCAAAACGGACUCCUGCAUUCUGAUCAGGAGCUCUUUACCGGAAACGGAGGUCGCGCAGACGCUUUUGUAACCACUUAUGGCUCCGACUCCUCUACCUUUGCUUCGGAUUUCGCAAAUGCUAUGCUUAAAAUGAGUAAUCUCAGCCCUCUCACUGGCUCAAAUGGGGAGAUUAGGACUAACUGUAGGAAAACCAAUUGACUAAUGCGUGCUGGCCUACUCCUUGUGUGUUGUUAAUUACGUUACAAAAUAAUUAAAGUGUUGCAGUUAGUAUUUGAAUAUCGUUGUUUUGUAUCAAGGGGUGGGUAGGUCAUGGGUGGCAUCCAAGGCCAAUUGAGGAAUUACAAGCUAAUUACAUCUAUUGUCCAAUUGUAUGUUGCUCCAGUUUAUUAUGAUAAAUAUAAUAAUAAUUACAUCAAAUUCAUGAAAUAAUAAUGAGCUUCCUUCUG
Cuscuta europaea is the source of this 1354-nucleotide messenger RNA. NCBI's taxonomy places the organism in Eukaryota, Viridiplantae, Streptophyta, Magnoliopsida, Solanales, Convolvulaceae. The record is from the annotation of a GenBank genome assembly.